Molecule: messenger RNA, 1865 nt
Organism: Beta vulgaris subsp. vulgaris (sugar beet)
Lineage: Eukaryota; Viridiplantae; Streptophyta; Magnoliopsida; Caryophyllales; Amaranthaceae
Product: oligouridylate-binding protein 1
Exons: 12
Coding region: 306-1565 (419 amino acids)
Cellular component (GO): cytosol
Molecular function (GO): mRNA binding
Source: RefSeq, a predicted model, not a curated record
CUCUCACUUAAUUAAUGUGAUCUUCUUCCUCAAACUCUAACUUUGGCUAUCUCUCAUUUUCUCUCUCCUACCUCCCUUUUUUUUCUCUUUUAUCCCUCGCUUUCGAGGGCUUUUUUAAAUUUUUAUUUAUUUUUUCCCUUUUCCUUCUUUUUUUUAUUUUUCAUUUUCCAUUGUUUUGCCACAGCUUCUUCGAUUACACUCUUGAAUUUCUCUCUGUUAUUUUGGGAAAAUUCCCCCAAUUUCUUCGCUUUUUUACAAACCCUAAUAAUCUGAUUUUGGAAGGGUAAAAAUUUUGAAUAAAAAAGAUGCAUCAAAGAAUGAAGCAACAUCAACAACAACAACAAGCUCUGAUGCAACAAUCGAUCCUUCAACAACAAGCUUCUCUUUAUCAUCCAGGUGUUUUAGCUGCUCCUCCUCAGAUAGAGCCUAUCUUGAGUGGAAAUCUGCCACCAGGCUUUGAUUCAAGUGCAUGCCGCAGUGUGUAUGUUGGGAACAUUCAUCCCCAAGUCACUGAACCACUUCUUCAGGAGGUUUUUGCUAGCAACGGUCUGAUUGAAGGAUGCAAGCUGAUUCGGAAGGAAAAGUCUUCCUAUGGCUUUGUGGACUACUAUGACCGCAGAUCAGCUUCUCUCGCUAUUGUGACCCUUAAUGGCCGGCAUCUAUUUGGACAACCUAUCAAAGUUAAUUGGGCAUAUGCUAGCAGUCAAAGAGAGGACACAACAAGUCAUCAUAACAUAUUUGUUGGAGAUCUGAGCCCUGAAGUUACGGAUGCUACACUUUUUGCAUGCUUCUCUGUCUAUCAAAGCUGCUCAGAUGCUAGAGUAAUGUGGGAUCAAAAAACUGGGCGUUCCAGGGGUUUUGGGUUUGUUUCAUUUAGGAACCAGCAGGAUGCUCAGAGUGCGAUCAACGAUGUUAAUGGAAAAUGGCUUGGAAGUAGACAGAUCCGCUGUAAUUGGGCCACUAAAGGUGCUAUAGGCAAUGAUGACAAGCCAAGCUCAGAUGCUAAGAGUGUUGUGGAGCUCACAAAUGGGUCAUCUGAUGAAGGUCAAGAAAAAGCAAAUGAUGAUGCUCCAGAGAAUAAUCCUCAGUACACCACUGUCUAUGUUGGCAACCUUGCUUCUGAGGUUACAUCAGUUGAUCUUCACCGUCAUUUCCAUGCUCUAGGGGCUGGUGUUAUUGAAGAUGUCCGUGUACAACGAGACAAGGGUUUUGGUUUCGUGAGAUACAGCACUCAUUCUGAAGCUGCUCGAGCUAUUCAAAUUGGGAAUGCACGGGUCCUUUGUGGAAAACCUCUAAAGUGUUCUUGGGGGAGCAAGCCUACUCCAGCUGGAGCAAGCUCCACACCGCUUCCUCCACCAGUUCAAGCACUAGGUUACACUGCUGCUGAUCUUGCUGCCUAUGAACGACAACUUGCUCUAGCUAAAAUGAGCGGUGUUCAUGCUCUCAUGGGUCAGCAUCCACUGAAAGCACCCAUGGGUAUGGGUGCUCCUGGGGGGAGUCAGCCAAUCUAUGACCCUGCAUACCAGAAUCUUGCUACAUCACAGCAGCUCAUGUAUUAUCAUUGAAGUGCUCCUAACUUUUCUAUAACUUUUUUCAUUCCUUCCUGAUGGAUGUAAUGGUGUAUUAGCUCUUUUUCUUUUUCCUUUCCCCUUUCCCUUUCUCUUUUAUCUUGGAAUCAGUUGAAGUGUUGUAUCGAUAUAAUCUUAAUAUGUGCACCGCUUUAUGCAUGUAUUUACAGAGCUUGUAUUUUCGGUAUUACUAUAUGCUAAGAGAUGAUGAGCAUGCCAGGCCUCGUUACGAGACUCAGUGAGCAUGUUGCAGAUGUAAUUUAUUGAGUGUUUUAUUACAACUUUUAUUUUUCUUUC